Miscanthus lutarioriparius is the source of this 921-nucleotide messenger RNA. The record is from the annotation of a GenBank genome assembly. Lineage: Eukaryota; Viridiplantae; Streptophyta; Magnoliopsida; Poales; Poaceae.
AUGGCGUCGGUGCAAGUGGAGGCCAAUCAUGGCGCCGGCUCUCCACCUUGGAAGCUUUAUCACAACCCCCACUACGCCCCGCACUACAGCCCCCAUCUCUCAUCCUGCUGCUCGCCCUCUUCUUGUCAAGCCCGCCGCAGGGAUCCCGAGCCCCCUAUGAUCGUUGCGCCCGGCGACGACGAGGAGGAGGAGGAAGAGCUCGACGACCAAGGGUACGGGUACGGCGCCAUGUCGUCGGAGCUGGAGCUCUGCGUGGCGCGCAUCAGGGACCUGGGGGCGGAGCUGGAGUUCGAGCGGCGCAUGCGGCGCAAGGCGGAGGCGCUGAGCGAGGCGCUGGCGGCGGAGCUGGCCGACGAGCGGCGGCGGGGCGAGGCCGCGGAGGCCGAGUGCCGGGCGCUGCGGGAGGAGGCCGGCGGCGCGCGCGCGUACGCGGAGCGCGCGCUGGUGGGCCUCGAGGAGGAGCGGCGGAUGCUGCGCGUCGCGGAGCUCUGGCGCGAGGAGCGGGUGCAGAUGAAGCUCGCCGACGCCAGGGCGGCCGUGGAGGAGAAGCUGCGGGAGAUCGACGACGCCGUGGCCCAGCUCCACGCUACUACCGCCGCCUCCGCCAACGACAUCAACAAGAGCAGCAGCAGCCCCAACGGCAGCAAGUCGACGAGUCAGCACGGGCAACAGAGCCCGAGCCGGAGUCAACCGCACCGGCGAGAGCCCGGCGGCGGCGAGAACCCGCACAUCCGGAGGGGGAUCAAGGGGUUCGUGGAGUUCCCCAAGGCCGUGCGCCUGCGCGGCCCGCGCGAGGAGAGGGUGGAUCUCGUGUCCAACCUCGAGUGCCAGCGGGCGCAGCUGCGCGUGCUCAUGCGGCACCGGAGCCCCGCCGCCGCCGGCAUGGGGCUCAUCGGCGCACCAGAGAACCUGGUCGUGUAG